GAAUCGCUCGUUGAGUGAAGAGCUAGUGUUCUGUGGCUUGUGUUGUGGUCUGGCGAAGCGUCAGUAUUUUUGAGGAUGUCAUACGCGUACCUAUUCAAAUACAUUAUAAUUGGAGAUACAGGAGUGGGAAAGUCCUGCCUUCUGCUGCAAUUCACAGAUAAGCGCUUCCAGCCUGUACAUGACCUUACGAUUGGGGUUGAGUUUGGUGCCCGCAUGAUCACAAUUGAUGGAAAGCAGAUCAAGCUGCAAAUUUGGGAUACGGCUGGCCAAGAAGCAUUCCGUUCAAUCACCCGAUCCUACUACAGGGGAGCAGCUGGAGCUCUCCUUGUGUACGACAUCACACGAAGGGACACCUUCAACCAUCUGACAACCUGGUUGGAGGAUGCUCGCCAGCACUCCAACUCCAACAUGGUAAUCAUGCUCAUUGGGAACAAAAGUGACUUGGAAACUCGAAGGGAAGUGAAGAAAGAAGAGGGUGAGGCCUUUGCUCGUGAGCAUGGCCUUAUCUUCAUGGAGACUUCUGCCAAGACUGCAGCCAACGUAGAAGAGGCUUUCAUCAACACAGCCAAGGAAAUCUAUGAAAAGAUCCAGGAAGGUGUAUUUGACAUAAACAAUGAGGCCAAUGGCAUCAAGAUUGGUCCCCAGCAUUCGCCAACCAGUCCCAGCAUGCCGUCGAGUGGUGGUGGAGCCAGUGCCGGUGGUGGCUGCUGCUGAGCUGCAUGCAGCAUUAAUGAAAAACAGCUCACAGUGGGCGUUUUUUGUUUGGCAACACCGAUACACACGUACAUAUAUAUAAUGUAAUGGUACAUGUGUGCAUGUGUGUGUAAAUACACAAAAGAUAUCUAUGUACAUGUACUAUUCAGUCUCCAUGGGUGUAUACACAGCAUGCUGAAGAAAACAUUGGGAAGCUUGGGGAAGGGAUGUGAAAAGUAGAGAGAAUGUUAAGUAUUUCUCUGUUUUUCUUGCAGAUCCCAGCACUUUUUUCUUGCCUGGUUGGUUUGUGCUCUAACUUUGCACCUACUUUUAUUUUUGUGAAAAUUAUCACCUGCGAGCUCCUGUAUGAAUGUGCAGUCUCAGCGAAAAAAGUAUCUGCAGUUGGAGCGUCUCAUUUUCUUGUCUGCAAGAAAAAUGUGCAAUCCUGCAAAAAGAAAGCCAAAGUUUCAAAGGGGCAUGUGCAAAAUGGCUCAUUCUGUGUACACUUAUGCCUUGCUUUUCCAGGGUGCGUUUCCUAAUAGAAAAUGCUCAGCCUCUUCUCGUAUGCUGCUAUGCUAGUGCUGUUAAAAGAGCCUCGCACCGACAUUAUUUUCUUCUUUUUCGUGAAACACUUCAGUGUUGUUUGAUCUGAAUCACUAUAUUUUUGUGAUGCAGUACUAGUCAUAAACAUUCCCCACUCUGUACUAGUUUGUUGUGUGGCAUGGAAUUGGGACAAAAAAUGCUUCAGUGUUCAGCGUGCAGGCUUCAGCCUUUCAUGGUCCAUGAACUUCUCGUGAGCUGAUGUUUGAAGCACAAAAUUUUGUUGUCUUUGCUAUUUAUGCUUGCCAAGUGUACAUAUUGUUUUUCAAUGCAAAAAAUUCGAUAAAGGCUUGUGUGACUGUGCUGCAAGUGAGCUCUUUGAAGGUAGCUUGGGCGAUUGUGGCAGUGAGUUGGAAAAGCAAGUUUUUAUGAGAAGUGAGUGAUGUAUUGGUACUGGCAUUCUAUCCUGUGCUUAACCCUGUUAGCUGGCAUACUUGUCUGUUUGGAAUAAAUUGGUUUUAACCUAAGA
This is a messenger RNA of Dermacentor andersoni, 1762 nucleotides long. It is a transcript of the gene Rab2, whose product is annotated as RAS oncogene family member Rab2. The record is from RefSeq and is a predicted model, not a curated record. Gene Ontology annotation, molecular function: GTP binding; GTPase activity. NCBI's taxonomy places the organism in Eukaryota, Metazoa, Arthropoda, Arachnida, Ixodida, Ixodidae.